AUGAAUCCCUCAGUAUUCACGGGGACGAAAAAGGAUGAAGAUCCUCAGGACUACAUUGAUGCUCUCCAAAAGAUCUUCAGGAUUAUGGCCGUUAUCGAAACCGAAGCAGCUACUUUUGGAGCUCAUCAGGUCGCAUUCCUAGACCAUUUUAUGCCAGUAGAGCUCAGAGAGGCUAAGGCUGAACAGUUCCUGAAGCUCAAACAAAAUGGCAGGCCAGUUCAAGAAUACUAUUUGGAGUUCGUUAGCCUGGCAAAGCAUGCCCCACACAUGGUACCUGAUAUAAGAGCAAGAGUGAGAAGAUUCGUUGGGGGUCUUGAUUCCCAUUUAUGUGGUCAGAAGGGCCAUUUUCUGAGAGACUGUCCAUCAGCCAGGCAGGGUACUGGAGGUAAUAUGACGCCAUCCAUAAAUUCAGCAGUCCCUCGUAAUAAUCAGGCCCAGCAGGGGAACAAUGCAGUUAGGUCUGGAAACACAAGCGGGGGGCGAAACCGCAUGUAUGCAUUGACAGGCCGUCAGGAUACAGAAGCUCGAGCGGAUGUUGUUACAGAUACCCUAACAGUUUUCACUUUCGAUAUUGAAGUUGAAGGGGUUGAAGAACAUUGGGAUACGCUCAAAGGCGGGAAGUUAAGGUAUGCUGGGGGCCUUUUCCCAGUUAGUAUGUUUUUCAGUCAGGCCCAUGGUAGAGGUUUCAUAGACUAG
This is a messenger RNA of Lycium barbarum (goji berry), 696 nucleotides long. RefSeq lists its product as uncharacterized. Gene Ontology annotation, molecular function: zinc ion binding; nucleic acid binding. Bases 1 to 696 code for a protein of 231 amino acids. The record is from RefSeq and is a predicted model, not a curated record. The transcript is spliced from 5 exons. NCBI's taxonomy places the organism in Eukaryota, Viridiplantae, Streptophyta, Magnoliopsida, Solanales, Solanaceae.